Hylaeus anthracinus is the source of this 3666-nucleotide messenger RNA. RefSeq names its product golgin subfamily B member 1-like. The transcript has 6 exons. NCBI's taxonomy places the organism in Eukaryota, Metazoa, Arthropoda, Insecta, Hymenoptera, Colletidae. Bases 1 to 1548 code for a protein of 515 amino acids. The record is from RefSeq and is a predicted model, not a curated record.
AUGGCCACGCGGCAGCGGUAUCUCGAGAAGCAAUUGCAAAAAAGGGAAUCGGAAGCGUCGGAAUUGCGUAGAAAUCUGCACGAACUGAGAACCAAGUUUUUCCAGCUAGAAAGAGCUUUCGAAACCAACUUGCAGGUCCAAACCGAACAGGAAGUUGAAUUUAAUCGCACGAAACACGAAAUCCAAGAACUUCGAAAACUCAACGACGAGAUUGUACAGACGAGAACAGUGCUCAACUCGAGAUUAAUGAAUACGAUAAUUGAACGGGAUCAUUGGAAAAACGCUUUCCUUCGACAAAGGGAUUUUAUUACGAGCAACAAAACUGAAUGUAGCAACGCAGUGGCUUUGGUUAAACGGGAAUGCGAGGACAUUUUGAAAAUGACACGCGAAACUACAGAGAAACAGUUUCACGAACUACUCGAGCUGUACAACAAAACUAAAGAGAAGGCAACUCGAUUAGAGGAAGAGAUAGAAGCGUAUCAAAUCUCUCAGCGUAAGCACGAAAACCGAAGUUUCGAGCUGGCAAAUCUACUUGAAACUUUAAAACGUUUUGACGUAGAUGUCGACGCGCUCUGUCAACUCGUGGCAGAAGCUCUGAAGAACUUGACCGAACCAGGAAACUUAUUCGAGAAUGGCAUGAAGAAUCUGAGGCAGCUCACUUGGAUCGCGAAAGACAAAAAGGAUGAAUCGGAACUUACAUUAUUAAGGGAACAAAAUUCCGUUCUGAAAGAAGUGGUAAAGAAUCUUAAAAGGAAGGUUAGCGCGCAGCAACGACUGCGCAGCGAAAUUCUCGAGCGGGAGAAAAAAGAACGGAAUGGUUUCGCUUCUCGAGAAACAAAAACUAUUAAUGACGAUUUACUGGAAAACUGUGUUCCGACUCUUAAUAACUCGAUCGACACCGUAACACAGGAAAAUCAUAACAAUGUCAUCGAAAAACAGGAUGCAUGUAACGACGACGAAACAAUUCAAAUUGUCACACGCGCGAAGAAUAAUCGAAGGAAGGAAUUCGAUAGCGAGGACAAGAUAAUCGAUAAAUGUGGAAGGGUAAUAUGUAUCGAAUCGCACUCUAACGGACUAUUCUAUGAGGAGUACAUCUUCAAAUUGUCGGUUAAUCGUGAAAUCAAACUUAAAUAUCCAGUUUUAUUAAAUAAUAACGAAACAGUGGUGAAAAUGGAAUUUGUGGACGACGAGGCCGAAUACGAGGGAGCACCACUGGACAGGAUCCUGAUAUUUUUCAAAAAUAUACAUGUAUCGGUGAACGUUAAACAAACUGGCGUACCCUGUGGAACUCAAACGACGAGAAUGAAAACUUCAAGUAACGUGGCACAAACGACAUUAACUGGAAUAAAUUCAUUUUCUCGUUUAAACGUUGGAGUUGGGGUGAGUAAACAAAUUUUUGACGUUUUCUUUUGUUUUCCUCGUUUGAAAACUCAUCUAUUCGCGAAGAACAGACUAAUAGAAUGUUCGAUUGACUUUCAUGAGGCAUCGAAAAUUUAUUCUUCAAAGAUCAAUUCAAAUGGCGAAACUUUCUUCUCGUCUUUUGCUUGAAAACUUUGCUUAUUAUUAUUAUUAAUUAAAAAUUUCGAUUAUCAAUCGUGGUCACUUCUGAACUACAGUAGAGAUGGGCCAAUUUGAAUCGAAUUACAUAUAACGGAUAAAAUCAAUGAAUAAACGGUUAUUUAUCUUAAACUUGAUAUUUGUAAUUAUUAUCAAAAUAAAUAUUUUACCUACCUCUGGGACAGUAAUAUUGCAAAAACUCCAGUACCAUUUUUAAAAUAAAAAUAAAAAAACUUGAGUAGAAAUUAAAUUUAUUCUUGCAAGGCUGUUUAUUAAUAGUUCAUAAAUAUGAUUUUUUCUUGCAAUUUAUCAUUAUGUUUCUGAACAGAAAAGUAGUUUAUAAAUGUAGCAAUGUAAAUGUAAAGUAAAAAUCCAAUCUACAACUUCUUUUAACUGGUUGAGGCCUUGUGGUAAAGAUGGACAAAAUGCUUACUAGACACAAAUUUUGAAUAACAAAUAAAAAAUAAAUACCUUUUGGUCUGUUAUUUGUUACAAACAAAUUAUGUCAUAAAUAGAUAAAAGCUUAUCCGAAUAAUUGUAUUUGUAUAAAUGUUGCAAAUGAAUUGCUAUAGUUUCUAUUCGUUGUUUGUUAUUCGAAUUAAAUUUUGCCCACCUCUGGCCCGUAAGGCUCACGCCUUAACUUGUCCCUGCUUGUGACUAUUGAAACAAAUACAUUGGCUCUGCUAAACACAAUUCUUUAUAUACUUGUAUUUUGUACAGUGCCAUUGCAAAACGUACAUUGAUUUCACCAGAAUGGUCGGUACAAAAUGUAGACUUUGAUUUGUUGAAUCAAACAGAUGCUUAAUAGCGAAAAACGUGCGAUAGAGAGAAGUCUAUCUAAUUUGGAAGAUAUUGUCAAGACUCUAAAAUGCAAUGCAUUAGAUCAAGCUCGAGCCAUGAUUAGUAAGAAAUCACAGUUCCUUGAAAAUGGUGAAUUCCUUGAAUGUAUAAGGUUACUGAGUCGAUAACUGUGCAUUGCAAUGUCUACCAUUUUCUGAAGUGCAUGAAUAUAUAUGUAUAAUAUUACAAUAUUUGUAACACAUAACAGUAUCGAACUAGAUUUGUCGUUAUAAUCGUAAUAAUACUCUUGCUAUUUACUUGUACAUAAAAAAAUACCGCUAGGAGCAAUUGGUAUAGACGACCAUGUAUUUAAAAAGACAUUAGUCAUUAUUGUUUAUCAUUAAAAAUGUUAUCAGAUGAAUCUUAUAGGAUAGCUAUACACGCAGAGAUGUACAUUAUUUACGUAUAUAUAUAUAGGUGUACAUAGUCAUAUAUUUGAUCGUAUUUAAAAUCUUAAUAAUUAUCACACUAUUCUGAGUAAGAAUUGAACAUUUUUUUGUUUUUGUCAAAUAUAGAGGUGCAAACUACUAUUAUCUUCUCAUACAUCAGUAAAUUUUCUUCUAAACAAUCUUAAAACACACUUAUUUCGUUAAAUUGAAGUGCGUUCUCAUUAUAGAUGUGUGAGUGGAAAAUUUAUUAAAAAUGUGAAAUGCAAUGCGUGGAAAAAUACAUAUAUGUGUAAACUUUAAAAGGUAAAUCCUUCAGUUCAUCCGUCAUAUAAUCCUUUAGAUCGAGGUAUAUAGAAUUAGUGUACAAUUCGUCUACUUUCGAUUCUGCAUUCUGUAUCCAAGUUUUAAUUACAAAGAGAUAAAAAGACGAAUAAUUAUUCUACGUUUCUCUUUAAGUAACAAUCAAAGUUUGAUUUGUAAUAAACUAUCUCUUAGAAUUACACUUACUUCUUUUGGCAAAUAAAAUAAAUAGUUUCAGCAUGCUCUAUAUAUCUUAAUUAUUUAUGCGUUGAUUCUCAAAUCUUAGAAAGACAAUAUCAGAAACAGGCAAAGGCUUAGAUUCAAUCUUUGUGUAAAAUACUUUUAAAAAACACGAUGUUUAAAAAGGUCCAGGAAAAGGCGAUAUUACGUUAAAAUACGAUAAAAGGUUGGAGGAAUGUUAUUACAUACUAAUACAUAUGCUUUCGUAACCCUGCUCUUUCCCAUUCUUUUUCUGCCAUCUUCUUUGUUUCUUCGCUAAUAUCCUACCUUUGUUAUAAAAAAGAUUCAAAACUGAUUGCUAGAUACUUAUUUAUACCUAUGCUAUCCUCCUCUCAUCACU